GGCGCUCAGUCGUCGGCGCUGGCGGCUGCGAGCGGUCGCGCCGCCUGAGCCACCCCGGAGCCGGCGCCGAGUGCGGCGCCCGCAGGAGUCCCGUCCCCGCGCCCCCGCCUCCCGGCCCACGGUCGCCCGCCAUGUCCACCUUGCUGGAGAUCAAGAGCAGCGUGCUCAGGCAGGUGCAGGUGUGCCCAUCCUUCCGCCGGAGGACGGAGGAGGAGCCGGCCAGCAGCAGCGCUGACCCGCCAGAGCCUGCGGCCGGGGCCUGGAAACCCGGAGAUGGUGUGGAGUUCUUCGCCCAGAUGCGCCUCAUCCUGAAGAAGGGGGAGGGCAGACAGGGGCUGCCGUGCCCUGAGGUCCUGCUGCGCAGCCGCUCACCCGCCCCCGCAGAGCCCGUGGACCCCAGCCGUGGCCUGAGAACUCUGAGCCAAGAGGAGGUGGACAUGCUCUAUGAGGAGGCCCUGUACACGGUCCUUCACCGCGCAGGCACCAUGGGCCCCGACCAGGUGGAUGACGAGGAGGCCCUGCUGAGCUACCUGCAGCAGGUGUUUGGCACCGGCCCGGAGGAGCAUGCCUCGGCUGUGGAGCGUGUGAAGAAGGCCAAGGCGCCCACCUAUGCCCUGAAAGUCUCUGUCAUGCGUGCCAAGAACCUGCUGGCCAAAGACCCCAACGGCUUCAGUGACCCGUACUGCAUGCUGGGCAUCCUGCCGGCCUCGGGCGCCGUGCAGGAGCCCAGCCCACACAAGGAGCAGCGCUUCAGCUUCCGCAAGGGCAGCAAGCGAGGUGGCCCACUGCCAGCCAAGUGCAUCCAGGUCACCGAGGUCAAGAACAGCACCCUGAACCCCGUAUGGAAGGAGCACUUUCUCUUUGAGAUCGAGGACGUGGGCACAGACCAGCUGCACCUGGACAUCUGGGAUCAUGACGAUGAUGUGUCCCUGGUGGAAGCGUGCAGGAAACUGAAUGAGGUCAUCGGCCUGAAGGGCAUGAGCAGGUAUUUCAAACAGAUUGUCAAGUCUGCCCGUGCAAAUGGGACAGCGGGGCCCACGGAGGACCACACUGAUGACUUCCUGGGGUGCCUCAACAUACCCGUCCGGGAGGUGCCUGUGGCUGGAGAGGACCGCUGGUUCAAGCUGGAACCACGCUCUAGCGCCUCCCGGGUGCAGGGCGACUGCCAACUGGUCCUCAAGCUGAUCACCACACAGAGGGACACGAACAUGAGCCAGCGUGGGCGGUCGGGCUUCCUGUCGUACCUGCUGCUGCUCAGCCGUCUUCUGCAGUUCGAGCACCGAGCCGAAGAGCCCAACUCGAGCAGCUGGCGCGGCGAGCUCAGCGGGCCUGCGGCCACCGUGCUCUGCCUGCACGGCGCACAGAACAACCUGUCGGCGCUGCAACUGGCUGUGCUCUGCCCUGAGCCUGGGCUGCGGCCCCGCAGGCACUGGCAGGUCAGCAGCCGCCACCAUCAGACCCGCACCCUGGACUACGGCUACCUGCUGGGGCUGCUAGAGGACCUGCAGGCGCACUGGGAGGAGGCGGGCUCGCUGCCUCAGGAGCAGGAGGAGGGCCUAGCAGACAGCUUCUCUGCCUUCUCUGAGUUUGGGCUUCAGCUGCUGCGACAGCUCCGGGACUACUUCCCUGCCAGUAACAGCACAGCCGUCUACCGCCUGGAGCUGCUGUUGAAGUGUCUUGGCAAGCUGCAGAUCUUCCAGCCUUCGUUUGAGAUCUGCCCCUUCGAGACGGAGCUAAACAUGGACAUUGCUGCUGCCCUGAAGAGAGGCAACCGUGAAUGGUUUGACAGGCUCCUGAACACCCAAAGUCCUCGUGAGCAGCCAGGCCCACAGCGCCUCGCCGGGCUGGUCAAGCUGGCUGACGCCGUCUACGAGGACCUGCAGUCCUGCUAUGGCAUCUACGCCAGCCUCUUCCACAGCAUCAUCAAGGUCGACUUCUUCACCCUCACCUUUCGGCAGCUGGAGCGUCUGGUGGCUGAAGAGGCCUGGGUGCUGACAGAGGAGCUGAGCCCCAAGAUGACCCUGGAGGUGGCCUCAGGGCUCUUUGAGCUCUACCUGACCCUGGCGGACAUCCAGCGCUUUUGGAGCAGCAUUCCGGGCCGGGACAGCCGUUCCCUCGCCCUGGCUGGCAUCCACGCCCCAUUCCUGCCCGCUGUGAAGCUUUGGCUGCAGGUGCUGCGGGAUCAAACCAAGUGGAGGCUUCAGGGAGCCGUGGAGGUGGACACAUUGGAGCCCAUGGAUGCCUCCUCCAAGCACAGCAGCUCUGCAGCCACUGCCAGCCUCUGCUUCAGCCACAUCCAGGAGCUGUGGGCCUGCCUGGCAUGGCCUGACCCUGCCCAGGCCCAGAGACUAGGCGCCCAGCUCAGCCAGGACCUGUGUGAAGCCGCCCUCUUCUACACAGAGCUGCUGCGAAAGAAGGUGGACGCUCAGCCUGGGGCAGCCGGAGAGGCAGUGAGCGAGCCUCUCUGCGUGGUCCUCAACGACGUGGAGCUCCUCCGCAAGGCUGCUGGCCAGGCACUGCGUGGCCUGGCGUGGCCAGAGGGGGCUGCAGGGCUGGAGGGCACACUCCCACGGCCCCUGCUCAGCUGCACGCAGGCCCUGGACGAGGACCUGCAGCGGGAGGCCCGAACCGUGACGGCACACCUGACCUCCAAGAUGGUGGGUGACGUCAGGAAGUAUGUGCAGCACGUCAGCCUCUCGCCCGACUCCAUCCAGAAUGACGAGGCCGUGGCCCCCCUCCUGAAGUACCUGGACGAGAAGCUGGCUCUGCUGAACGCCUCGCUGGUGAAGGAAAAUCUAAGCAGGGUGCUGGAGGCCCUCUGGGAGCUGCUGCUGCAGGCCAUUCUGCAGGCUCUGGGAGCGAACCGAGACGUGUCUGCCGACUUCUACGGGCGCUUCCACUUCACGCUGGAGGCCCUGGUCAACUUUUUCCACGCUGAGGGCCAGGGUCUGCCCCUGGAGAGCCUGAGAGAUGGAAGUUACAAGAGACUGGAGGAGGAGCUGCGCCUGCACCAGUGCUCCACGCGGGAGUGCGUCGAGCAGUACUACCUGGACAAGCUCAAGCAGAGAUCCCUGGAGCACAACCGGUUCGGGCGCCUGAGCGUCCGCUGCCACUACGAGGCGGCCGAGCAGCGGCUAGCGGUGGAGGUGCUGCACGCCGCCGACCUGCUCCCCCUGGACGCCAACGGCCUAAGCGACCCCUUUGUGAUCGUGGAGCUGGGUCCGCCGCACCUUUUCCCGCUCGUCCGCAGCCAGAGGACCCAGGUCAAGAGCCGGACGCUGCACCCCGUGUACGACGAGCUCUUCUACUUCUCCGUGCCCGCAGAGGCCUGCCGCCGCCGUGGCGCCUGCGUGCUGUUCACCGUCAUGGACCAUGACUGGCUGUCCACCAACGACUUCGCGGGGGAGGCAGCCCUGGGCCUGGGCAGCGUUAGCGGCGUCGCGAGGCCCCAGGUGGGAGGGAGCGCGAGGGCCGGCCAGCCGGUCACCCUGCACCUGCGCCGGCCGCGAGCCCAAGUGAGGUCGGCGCUUCGGAUGCUGGAGGGUCGCCCCAACAAGGAGGCGCAGGAGUUUGUCAAGAGGCUCCGGGAGCUGGAGAAGUACAUGGAGGCGGACCCCUGAGCCCUGCAGGCGAGAGCCAAGCCCUCCCCACGUCCCCGCGCUGUUCUUGCCUUGUGGUCAGCUCUGUGCAGCCGGGCCGCGGCGCCCUCCCCCGCUUUAUGGUGUGUUCUGUGGCUGGACUCCCUGGCUCCCUUCUGCCCCCCGCCACGUCUGUGCUGUGACCCCUGUGCUCAGUACGCCCUACCCUGCUGGAUCUGGACAGCCGACUGGGCGAGUCCUGGCCACCAGCUUCAUUGGGAGGGCUCUGAGGCAGGACCCAGAGCAAGACUGGGUAAGAAGCGCCAGGAAAGAACCUGGUCAGAGUCCAGUCCUGCUUGCAGCUGCACGGCCUGAGGCCGCCAGGCCCGUUUGUGUUCCCACAAGCUGCACUGCCGUCUCCAGAUGUCCUUGUCAUUCCGCCUCCAAAAAUAUACCUCUGCAACUUUCAGUC
Molecule: messenger RNA, 4050 nt
Organism: Cervus elaphus (red deer)
Lineage: Eukaryota; Metazoa; Chordata; Mammalia; Artiodactyla; Cervidae
Gene: BAIAP3
Product: BAI1 associated protein 3
Exons: 35
Coding region: 132-3620 (1162 amino acids)
Source: RefSeq, a predicted model, not a curated record